ACUACUCUACCCUCUGCUUAUAAUACUAAUAAAUAUUAUUACUACUAAUUAUAGUAAUUUCCUAGUAAAUACGGAGUUCUGGUAAUAAUACUAUUAGUAAUAAUAAUAUUAUUAUUGCUGACACACAGUCACACACACAGAUGAGAGACAACCACCGACCAUUAAUCUCUCUCUACACACCACAACUUUCUCUCUCACACACUCACACAUUCACUCGCUGCAGCUCCACACUCUCGUAGUACUACUAGCUAAAAAGCUUUGGCUACAUACCGACGAGAAUUUCCCUGCUGGCAAAAUUAAAAAGAUUCUUUCUUUCUUUCCUUUUUUUUUUUUUUUUUGGCCUCUCUCGCCUCCGGUCUUCUUUUCCUUCUUUUCCCUUAUCGUUUCUUUCUUUGCUUCUUCCACCGCCAUGCUCAAUAUCUUUACAUUUCUUCAUUUCACCCCCAAAUUUCUUAGAAAUCUCUUAAUUUCAACCUGGAAGGCUGGAAAACUCUUAAAUUAGUUACAAGCGUUUUUUUUUUCCCUUUUUUUGGGGGUUAAUUUUUAGAAAAAGACCCGGUCUUUAUUAAUUAAUCGAGAAAAUGGGCUGCGGCAGCUCAAAGCUCGAUGACUUACCGGCGGUGGCUUUAUGCCGGGACCGGUGUGCUUUUUUGGAUGAAGCCAUACGUUUACGCUACGUCAUGGCUCAGUCCCAUCUUGCUUAUACUCAUUCUCUAAAAACCGUCGGCGCUUCUCUUAAUCGGUUCUUCGACCGGGAUCUCUCCGCCGCCGAGCCGCCUUCACCGGUUCUUAAUAUUCCUGGGCCCCGCAAAGGCGAACCCUCUUCUUCCUCCACCGGCGACCCAGCUUCUAGUGAUAAAAUCGCUGCUGCCUCUUCGGCUGCUCCUAAAUCCGCCGUCGUCCACCAUCACUCCCGCUCUCACUCCGGUUCUCAUCUACACUUCCAUUCCGACUCCGACUCCGAUGACGACGUCGACCACAAUCACGUCCACGGCGAUGAUGAUUCAGCUUCCAGCUCUUUCCACCGCCACGAUGGCCAUGACCACUUCUCCGACGGCGGUCCCCCUUCCCCUACCAUUCCACAGUACGGUUACUUGGGUUUUCCAGAUUCCGGCAGCUUCGGGAUGGGCUUCCCGGGUUCCUCCUCCUACCCAACCGGAACGGGUACUUAUAUGCACAUGAAUUUCAUGAGGAAACAUACGACGCCCUCCGUUUCCUACCAGCAAAAACCCGUCAGCCCGGAGAUUGUACGGAUGGGUAUGGCCGGAGAAGCUUCUCCUUACCCUCCUUCUUCCUCCUAUUAUCCUUACCCUCCUUAUCAAAAUCACAACUUCUUCAAUUUCACAAAUAAUUACGGGGCGGCUGGGCCUGGCGUCGGUGGCGGUUAUCCCUAUCCUUAUCCGGGCUCAUCAUCCUCUUCCGGGCCGCCUCCAAUUGGACCUGGACCUUCCUCUUCCGGGCCGAAAGAACCUCCGCCGCCUCCUUCUCCUCCGAGGGCAUCAGCUUGGGAGUUUCUGAACCCCUUUGAGAGUUUCGAAAAGUACUAUCCCCCUUACACGGCUCCGAGCAGCAGGGAUUCCAGGGAAGUCAGAGAAGAAGAAGGCAUUCCUGAUUUAGAGGAAGAAGAUUAUCAGCAAGAGGUUGUGAAAGAAAUUCACGGAGAUCAGAAGUUUGUGGCCGUCCCCGGCGGUGGGGGUAAAGCGGCUGCUUCUAUGUCCCAUGAGUUGGAAGAUGACGAAGAUGAUGAUGAGGAGGAGGAGGAGGAAGAAAAGGGGGAUGCUUUGUAUAGAAAUAGGGCUGUAGAGAGUGAUGCUGCAGCUGAGUAUGAGGUGCACAUGGUGGACAAAAAAGUUGUUCAUGAUGAUGUUGAACCUAAGCGGAAGUCCACCGGGUUUAAGGGAGGAGAUUCUGAGGUUAUUAGAGAAAUUCAGUUCCAAUUUGAGAGGGCUUCUGAGUGUGGGAAUGAUCUUGCUAACAUUCUGGAGGUUGGGAAGCUUCCCUAUAAUAAGAAUCGGAAACAUCAUGCUGCUAAUAAAGUUUCUUCCAAGAUGUUACACGCAAUUACUCCUUCCCUCUCGGUUGUAUCCUCUGGACCUUCUACCUCUAAGAGGGAUGACAUUGAAAAGGUUGGUCCAGCUCUAUUAGACGUCGAUGUGGAAGAGGACCUGAACUUGAGGUCAAUCAAGCUUUCUUCCACCCUGCACAAGUUGUAUCUUUGGGAAAAGAAACUCUACGAAGAAGUUAAGGUUGAAGAAAAGAUGAGGAUUCUUCAUGAGCGGAAGUGUCGGAAACUGAAACGUCUUGAUGAAACGGGAGCCGAGGCCCAUAAGGUUGAUGCAACAAGAGCUUUGGUCAAAUCAUUGUCCACAAAGAUUAGGAUCGCGAUCCAAGUUGUUGAUAAGAUCUCAGUGAAGAUUAAUAGAGUGAGAGAUGAAGAAUUGUGGCCACAGCUACGUGAACUAAUCCAAGGGUUGGCCCGAAUGUGGAGGUCCAUGCUCGAAUGCCAUAUCAAUCAAUGCCAAGCAAUUGGAGAAGCCAAAAACUUGGAUGCCAUUGCAUCUGCUAAGCACUUUAGUGAGGCUCAUGUUGAGGCCACAUCUCAGCUUCAACAUGAUGUUAUUAACUGGACAGUGGCUUUCUCAUGCUGGAUCGGUGCCCAAAAGGGUUAUGUUAGAGCAUUAAAUAAAUGGCUCAUGAAAUCUCUUCUAUACGUGCCCGAAGAAACGGAUGAUGGAAUAGCUCCAUUCUCACCUGGUAGAAUAGGGGCACCCCCUAUCUUCGUCAUUUGUAAUCAAUGGUCUCAAGGAUUGGAUGGAGUUUCCGAGAAAGAAGUUCUUGAUUGUAUGCGGGAUUUUGCUUCCAGCGUUCUUCAUCUUUGGGAACAAGAUAAGCUCGGAAUGAGGAAUAUGAUGACUAAUGCAAAUAAAGAUGGGGAAAGGAGAAUCAAGAAUCUCGAAAGGGAAGAUCAGAAGAUUCAUAAGGAGAUGCAAGCUUUGGAGAAACGGAUGAUCAUGGUUUCGGGGGACGAUAAUAACGGCCUCUCGCUGAGCGGGAAUGUUGUGUAUCAGAGUGACACAAGCAAAAGUGGUAGCAUUCAGUUGAGGCUGCAACGUAUUUUUGAGGCCAUGGAGAGGUUCACAGCCAACAGCUUAAAAGUACACGAGGAGCUGCUGCAACGUAUUGAAGAUCUGGCUCAAGAACAGGGAAAAGGUUCCUAGGCCUGUUUCAAAAAUUUCAGAAAGGUAAAGAUGGCUUCUGGCUUGGUUUCAUUUUGCUCUUGGCUUCUUGCUUCUGUGACUUCAUGGGAUCCUUGUUAUUAACUUGAUUAUGAGUUUGAUCCCAGCAAGUUUGAGCGGGUGCCAAUGGAAAAGAAUUGAGGACGACGUGAUUGCUAUAAUCAACUGGAUAAAGCUGGUCAAAGCUGCCUGCUGACACUUAUAUGGUAUACAAGUAUAUAUAUUUAUAUAUAUAUAUAUAUAUUUUCAGCUGGUGCUUUCUGAAUGCUGCUACAGCUCCUCAAAAAGAUAGCAGACGAGUAUAAAUGUGAAAAAGGGAUGAAGUGUGGGGGUCUUCCUGCAGGAAGAACUCAAGUGUCGGGUGCAUCUCUCUGAUAUAUAAGGCUUACCUCUGUUGGGACUGAUUAAUAAGGAGGGAAAAUGUCAGGUAUGGAUAUGUUCAAUGGAACUCUUGCCGGAUCAGGAAAAUAAAGAAAGGAUCCUGGAGAAUUCAGGGAAGUCCUGCGAGAGAGCGAAGUUUGGAAGAGAUGCAAUGAGUAGGGAGGUGAAACAAAUUUUUGGAGUAGGAAUAAUAUGUGGAAGAGGGAGAUGGACUCUUGUGUGACGCAAGUCACGGAAGCAGCCUGGGCACUUUGAGGCCCUGGGGGGAUGGGUGUAUUGAUUUAUAUUUAAAUAAAUUAGUGAUAAUAGGAUGAAGGUUAUGAUUUUUUUUUUUGGCAGGGAGAAGAGAAUAGGGAUUUAGGUGGUUGUAUGAUAGUACCCUUGUAUUUUUGUUUAUAGUUGUAGUGGUGACUCUAUUGUACAGUAGUAAACAAAGCAUAGAUGUUUAGAUGUUGAUAAUGCAUAGGUGCAUAUUGAGAGGUUGGUGAUUCCCAUUUUGUAAGUCAUAUGUCAUGUUGUGUUGGUGGUGGGGUUUGGAGUAUGGGAAUGGGGGUAAUGUCUUUUCUCAGUUUUCAUUGAUAUAUAAUCAGUGAGUCUCUUGGUCUUAGCUAAAGAGGAUAUGCAACUGAGCAAUGGCCCAUGCUGGUGAGUGGGGAUAGUGGUAAAGAGUAUAGAUAGUAGUAGUUUCGUGCGGCGCUAAUACAAGAAAUGUUUGUUUAGCAGUUACCACCACCCUCCGCUUGUCGCCGGCUGGGGUAAGCUGGUCAAAUUUAAGUUAGCUGAUGAUUUUGCAAACAGGGGGGAAACCGGAACUGUACGUGCGGAAUAUCUCCUAAUAUUAACUAGCAAUUAACCUAAUUUUUUUCUUAAUAUCCGUGUUUCUCUAAAUGGGCGUAUUGAAUUGGAUUGGAACGGAGGGA
Oldenlandia corymbosa var. corymbosa is the source of this 4537-nucleotide messenger RNA. The record is from the annotation of a GenBank genome assembly. Lineage: Eukaryota; Viridiplantae; Streptophyta; Magnoliopsida; Gentianales; Rubiaceae.